Molecule: messenger RNA, 420 nt
Organism: Aspergillus steynii IBT 23096
Lineage: Eukaryota; Fungi; Ascomycota; Eurotiomycetes; Eurotiales; Aspergillaceae
Exons: 10
Coding region: 1-420 (139 amino acids)
Molecular function (GO): protein binding
Source: RefSeq, a predicted model, not a curated record
AUGAACCAUAAUGAAGGCGGAAAUGCCGAAUCCAGGAUUAAGGAUAGCCAAGCUAGCCCGGUGUAUUACGCAGCAUUGCUUGGCUUGACUCACACAGUUCAGUUUUUAACGGCUGGGAACAAGUUUUCCGCUGAGGAGAAAGUCAUCCUGGGACGGACAGCUUUAGUAGCAGCCAGUGAAAAAGGUCAUUACCAGAUAGUUGAGGAUCUACUUGCAAGUGCUAUCUGGAGGUGCUAUCUUAAGGUGGUUAAGCUCCUUCUUAACUAUCUUAAGAUGUAUCAUGUAAAAGCUAUCUUAAGCUAUCUUAAGGUGGUUAAGCUCCUUCUUAACUAUCUUAAGAUGUAUCAUGUAAAAGCUAUCUUAAGCCAUCUUGAGGUGUUAGAUACCAGUUAUUACUGCCUCAUUAAAUGGCCAUCUUAA